UAAAGCUUCAAUCCAGCUUCUUGGCGGUUGUCUGAAUUUCGAAAUUCCUAAACUCUAUCGUUGGCCUCAUCGUCAUCAUCUCGAUUAUUUCUCCUACCUUUCAUACUUAAGGCAUCAACAUUUUACAAGCACAUAAAUCUCUACUCAUAGUCGCUAGUCCGACUUAAGUGUUAUUCCAUUCCUUUCCGUAUCGAAUUAAAGCGCCUCUUUGUGUCGGGAGUUCAACGUUGUCUUCCCCCCUAAUCGAAGCUUGGAAACGUCGUAACGUUGUUAAGUCUUAACUUUUGAUAUCCUUCAGCUGCAUCUGUCACUACCAGCUAGGCGCAACUGCCAAUAUGGCACAGAACCACAUACAUAAUUUAGUUACUCUAAUCAAGAGGCUAGAAGCUGCUACUACUCGCCUGGAGGAUAUUGCUUCGUCGACAGUAGAGCUACCUCAAGCUGUCCCCGACCUCACAGCUACCGUCGCAACUCCGUCUAACACGUCGAGCCCUACGCGGCCUACGCCACAGCAGGCUGUUUCCGCGCCGGCCCCUCCUGCACCCGUGCAAGUGCCUCAAGAACCUUUACCCGAGUCUAUUGAGGAAUUCGAUGCUUUCAUCGAUCAGUCGGUUGAUAAAUAUGUUAAGGCUAGCAACAAGUUAGGCGGCUUGAUCGCUGAACAGGCUUCUAAGGUGUUGGAGGGGUUCAAGCAGCAGCGCCGGUUCCUGCUGAUAUCUACCAAGGCUAAGAAGCCCGACAUAACGGGAUCAGAAAUGGUCGUCUACCAAGAGCUGCUCAAGCCAAUCAACGAGGCGCUCAUGGCCGUCGGUAGCAUUAAAGAGUCUAACCGCGGUUCUGCCGUUUUCUCCCAGCUAAGCGCUGUCUCGGAGGGUAUUAUGGUACUGGCUUGGGUCACAGUCGAAAACAAGCCGUUCAAGCAUGUCGAGGAGUCUUUGGGAUCGGCGCAAUUCUUUGGAAACCGAGUGCUGAAGGAGCACAAGGAGAAGGACGCCGACCAGGUUGAAUGGAUCCAGUCCUUCUAUCAAGUAUUCCGUGAUCUUGCCGACUACAUUAAGCAAUACUUUCCCAACGGUAUCCCCUGGAACCCGUCCGGACAGCCCGCAUCCGAGGUCGCGGGGUCACUAGAGUCCGCUCCGGCGACUGGUGCUGCAGCCCUGCCGCCCCCUCCUCCCCCAGCUGCAGGUGGUGCCCUGCCGCCGCCGCCGCCACCCCCGGGUCCGCCGCCUGUUCUUCAGAUCAAGGAUCAACCCGCGGCCUCCAAGCCAGAAGGGAUGGGCGCAGUGUUUAGUGAAUUAAAUAAGGGUGAGAACGUGACCAAAGGCCUAAGGAAGGUCGACAGGUCAGAAAUGACACAUAAGAACCCGGGGCUCAGGGCAAGCUCGACCGUCUCGGAUUCCUCUGCCAGGGGCAAGAGUCCAGCGCCCGGGAAGAAGCCGAAGCCCGAGAGCAUGCGCCUCAAGAAGCCUCCCAAGAAGGAGCUUGAUGGCAACAAAUGGUUAAUCGAAAACUUCGAGAAGCACCCCGAGCCGAUCGAGAUCGAGGCCGAGAUGUCGCACUCGAUCCUAAUCAGCCGAUGCAACCAGACGACCAUCAUUAUAAAGGGCAAAGCAAACGCGAUUACAGUUGAGAACACGCAGCGACUUAGCAUCGUGAUCGACUCUCUCGUAUCGACCGUCGACGUGGUCAAGUCGUCCAACUUCGCUCUCCAGGUCCUCGGCACCCUACCCACUGUCCUGCUCGACCAGGUUGACGGCGCCCAGAUCUACCUCAGCAAGGAGAGUUCUUCCACCCGCGUCUUCUCCUCCAAGUCCUCCGGCAUCAACAUCAACAUCGUCGCCGGCCCCGAUGACGAUUACAAGGAGAUUCCCCUCCCUGGCCAGAUCUGCUCGUAUUACGAUGAGGCGAAGGGCGACAUGGUUAAUGAGAUCGUCGACCACGCUGGUUAAGGGGUUGUAGGGUUUUGUACCAUGUGUAUAUAUAUAUAUAUAUAUACAU
This is a messenger RNA of Daldinia loculata, 1998 nucleotides long. Its product is annotated as adenylate cyclase associated N terminal-domain-containing protein. Gene Ontology annotation, biological process: cytoskeleton organization; regulation of adenylate cyclase activity. Gene Ontology annotation, molecular function: actin binding; adenylate cyclase binding. The transcript is spliced from 4 exons. The record is from RefSeq and is a predicted model, not a curated record. NCBI's taxonomy places the organism in Eukaryota, Fungi, Ascomycota, Sordariomycetes, Xylariales, Hypoxylaceae. Bases 336 to 1949 code for a protein of 537 amino acids. Gene Ontology annotation, cellular component: cytoplasm.